AUGGCUGGGGCACAAAUCAAGGAAGCUAAAAAAACUACCGAACCUCUCAAUGUUUUCGGAUUGGCAGAUCUUUAUGGACGAAAAAAGGCGUUUAUGCCUGGUACCCUUUGCCAGAUUGCUUUUGCUUCGGUUGUGGCUUUGCACAAGACUCUCACGGAUGAUCUUACUCUCGCCGUCUUGCGUGCCUUCCAAGGCGUUGGAGACGCAGCUACAAUACCAUCUGCAGUAAAUGUUUUUGAUGCAAAACUCGGUAUCCUAGCGUAUGUGUUCCCUCCGUCAAGAGCACGUUCAAUGCCAUUCGCUACCUUUGCAGCAGGUGCUCCUGUCGGCGGUGCAUUUGACAUGAUCAUUAGCGGUGUCCUGACUCGACUUUCCUCAUCGCAUUGGCGCUCUGUAUUUUAUUUGGCUACCUUUAAUUGGAGUUUCCGCUCUGAUUUCAUUCGAUGCUCACCGGAACUCGUCAAACGUGUCGACUUGACGGGCGCUUCGCUUGUCACAGUUGGGUUGGUCUUGAUUGUGUUUGUACUUGGUCAAGGAGAAAUCGCUUCGGAUGGCUGGAAACCCCCUUAUAUUAUCGCCCUCCUUAUCGUCGGGGUUAUCAUGCUUGCGCUAUCCCUGCUUUGGGAGUGGAAGCUGGAACGAAUCAUUGACGAGGAUCUAUCAAAAAUGGCAUCUAUGUGGACACCGCCACCACUUCUUCUGGGUUCAGGUGCUUUAUCAAAACUACUUGUUGUUAACACCGGUCAAAACUAUGAUUCCCAUGUUUAUUGUCGGCCGUUUAUGCAACUCAUACUGAUGGUCGUUGCCAAAUUGCCCUUAGUUAUCUUUAUCGGCACCGCAUUUAGUCUAGCUAUAUCUACAAUCGUGUUCAACACUGUAGUUGAUAAGGAAUCUGCCAAGCUCGGUGUCACUAUCAACUCUAGAGGCACUGACGCACCCAUAUUUGCACAGCUCAUGGGGUAUGAAGAUGCGCAAGGACCUCCGCUGCGUUUGCCCUUAUCGCCUGGGCAUGGCAACGCUGAGAUGCCCACUAUGCCCAUCCAAGGAGGCUCAGUAGAGUUGUAACAAUACUAU
Messenger RNA from Suillus subalutaceus, 1074 nucleotides. RefSeq lists its product as uncharacterized. Gene Ontology annotation, cellular component: membrane. Gene Ontology annotation, biological process: transmembrane transport. Lineage: Eukaryota; Fungi; Basidiomycota; Agaricomycetes; Boletales; Suillaceae. The transcript is spliced from 10 exons. The coding region runs from base 1 to 1065 and encodes 354 amino acids. The record is from RefSeq and is a predicted model, not a curated record. Gene Ontology annotation, molecular function: transmembrane transporter activity.